This is a messenger RNA of Aureobasidium subglaciale EXF-2481, 2076 nucleotides long. RefSeq lists its product as uncharacterized. The transcript has a single exon. The annotation marks the transcript as partial. Lineage: Eukaryota; Fungi; Ascomycota; Dothideomycetes; Dothideales; Saccotheciaceae. Gene Ontology annotation, molecular function: RNA binding. The record is from RefSeq and is a predicted model, not a curated record.
GCACAACGCCGUUCGCUCUUUGUCCGCUCGCUGCCCGACUCUGCCACCUCCGAAUCUUUGACUGAGAUCUUCUCCGCUUCGUUCCCCAUCAAGCACGCCGUUGCUGUUACCGACAAGGAAUCGAAGAAGUGCAAGGGUUAUGGUUUCGUCACCUUCGCCGACGCCGAGGACUGCCAAAAGGCAAAGGAAGAGUUCAACGGCUUCGCUGUCGACGGAAAGAAGUUGCGCUGCGAGGUCGCCGAGCCCAGGCACCGUGAGAAGGGCGCUGCCGCUGUCCCCUCAGCCGGUGAGAAGUUCAAGGAUGCUCAGGCCAAGGAACGCGCUGCCGCCCAAGUCCCGAGACUUAUUGUUCGCAACCUUCCCUGGAGCAUCAAGUACCCCGAUCAAUUGGCCAAGCUCUUCCAGAGCUACGGAAAGGUCAAGCACACCGUCCUUCCCAAGGGCAAGACUGGUCUCCUCCGUGGUUUCGGUUUCGUCAUCAUGCGUGGUAGACCCAAUGCUGAAAAGGCUAUCGAGGGUGUGAACGGAAAGGAAAUUGAUGGUAGACAGUUGGCUGUUGACUGGGCCGUCGACAAGGAGACCUGGGACAACACUCCUCAAGAGGAGAGCAAAGAGAAGGAUACAACCAGCGGAGACGCCGCUGAGGAAGAUGCCGUAGAUGGCGCCAACGAACACAUCAUGGACGAGGAUGAUGACGAGUCUGGUUCUGACGACGACGACGAAGACGUCGACAUGGAUGACAUGGACGAAGAGGAGGAUGUGAAGCCGAGAACAGAGGACAACUCUUCCACACUCUUCAUUCGCAACCUGCCCUUCUCAGCAACAGACGAGAGUCUUGAGGACCACUUCACUCAAUUUGGCGCUGUUCGCUACGCAAGAAUCGUUGUCGACCAAGAGACCGAGCGUCCCAGAGGUACUGGUUUCGUUUGCUUCUACGAGCUGGAAGACUGCGACAAUGUUCUCAAGAACGCCCCCAGACACCAGCCUCCUCGUUUGAACGACCCCAAGGCCAAGGACGGCUCUAUUCAGAUGACCCACUCCGUACUACAGAACGAGGACGCCGAUCCCACUGGAAAGUUUACCCUAGAUGGACGUGUCCUGCAGGUAUCCCGUGCCGUCAACAAGAAUGAAGCCAGCCGUCUUACCGAGGAGGGUGCCGCAAACCGCUUCAAGCGUGAUACAGACAGAAGACGCCUAUACCUGCUGUCUGAGGGUACCAUUCCUUCCAACUCGCCGUUGUACGAGCAGCUUCCUCCCUCCGAGAGAACCAUGAGAGAGGCCAGUGCUAAGCAGAGAAAGACUCUGAUUGAAAGCAACCCUUCUUUGCAUUUGAGUCUGACCCGUCUUUCCGUCCGUAACAUCCCCAGAUCCAUCACAUCGAAGGACCUCAAACAGCUCGCCAGAGAAGCUGUCGUCGGUUUCGCCACAGAUGUCAAGGAGGGCAAGCGUGGAAAGCUCAACAGGGAGGAGCUCGGCAGAGGUGGUGAAGAAGACGUCAAGGCCGAGGCCGACCGUAAGAAGCGUGCCAAGGGUAUCGUCAAGCAAGCAAAGAUUGUCUUCGAGGGCCGCGAGGGCGCCAAAGUGGACGAGAAGAGUGGCGCCGGCCGCAGUCGUGGUUACGGUUUCAUCGAGUACUACACACAUCGUUCAGCUCUGAUGGGUCUGCGUUGGUUGAACGGUCACGCCAUCGGCUACCAAGCACAAGAACAAAAGGGCAAGGGCAAAAUGUCGCAAGAGAUGCUCGCCGAACGCAAGAAGCGCCUGAUCGUCGAGUUCGCCAUUGAAAACGCCCAGGUCGUCAAGCGCAGAAAGGAGAUUGAGGAAAAGUCUCGCGAGCGUUCAUUCGCGGCCACCGCACCCACUGCCGAUGGCAAGAGAGUGCCCACGGGUCGUGACACCAAGUUUGGAGCGGGUGACCGCGGCAAAGGAGGCAAGUUCGACCGCAAGCGCAAGCGAGAUGGCAAGGACGAGGCUCCUGUUGAGGAGGAGAAGAACAAGAAGGAUCCCGCGGAUGAGAAGUUGGCGAAGCGUCAGCAAAUCAUUCAGAAGAAGCGUAUGGCUCGUCGUGCCCGCAAG